Sapajus apella (tufted capuchin) is the source of this 2827-nucleotide messenger RNA. It is a transcript of the gene FES, whose product is annotated as FES proto-oncogene, tyrosine kinase. Bases 146 to 2611 code for a protein of 821 amino acids. The record is from RefSeq and is a predicted model, not a curated record. The transcript has 19 exons. Gene Ontology annotation, molecular function: ATP binding; non-membrane spanning protein tyrosine kinase activity. Gene Ontology annotation, biological process: chemotaxis; peptidyl-tyrosine phosphorylation; regulation of mast cell degranulation. NCBI's taxonomy places the organism in Eukaryota, Metazoa, Chordata, Mammalia, Primates, Cebidae.
CCUUCCCCUCCAGGCCCGCCCCGGGGCCGGGGCCAACUGAAACCGCGGAGGAGGAAGCGCGGAAUCAGGAACUGGCCGGGGUCGGCACCGGGCCUGAGUCUGUCCGAGGCCGUCCCAGGAGCAGCUGCCCGCGCGGGCCGGCACUAUGGGCUUUUCUUCGGAGCUGUGCAGCCCCCAGGGCCAUGGGGUCCUGCAGCAGAUGCAGGAGGCUGAGCUCCGGCUCCUGGAGGGCAUGAGGAAGUGGAUGGCCCAGCGGGUCAAGAGUGACAGGGAAUAUGCGGGGCUGCUCCACCACAUGUCCCUGCAGGACAGCGGGGGCCAGGGCCGGGGUAUCCCGGACAGUCCCAUCAGCCAGUCCUGGGCGGAGAUCACCAGCCAGACAGAGGGCCUGAGCCGGUUGCUGCGGCAGCACGCAGAGGACCUGAACUCAGGGCCCCUGAGCAAGCUGAGCCUGCUCAUCCGGGAGCGGCAGCAGCUUCGCAAGACCUACAGCGAGCAGUGGCAGCAGCUGCAGCAGGAGCUCACCAAGACCCACAGCCAGGACAUUGAGAAGCUGAAGAGCCAGUACCGAGCCCUGGCACGGGACAGUGCUAAUGCCAAGCGCAAGUACCAGGAGGCCAGCAAAGACAAGGACCGUGACAAGGCCAAGGACAAGUAUGUACGCAGCCUGUGGAAGCUCUUUGCCCACCACAACCGCUACGUGCUGGGUGUGCGGGCCGCCCAGCUGCAUCACCAGCACCACCACCAGCGCCUGUUGCCCAGCCUGCUGCGCUCACUGCAGGGCCUGCACGAGGAGAUGGCUCGGAUCCUGAAGGAGAUCCUGCAGGAAUACCUGGAGAUUAGCAGCCUGGUGCAGGACGAGGUGGUGUCCAUUCAUCAGGAGAUGGCUGCAGCUGCUGCCCGCAUCCAGCCUGAGGCUGAGUACCAAGGCUUCCUGCGACAGUAUGGGUCUGCACCGGACGUCCCACCCUGCGUCACCUUCGAUGAGUCACUGCUUGAGGAGGGUGAACCGCUGGAGCCUGGGGAGCUGCAGCUGAACGAGCUGACCGUGGAGAGCGUGCAGCACACGCUGACCUCAGUGACAGAUGAGCUGGCUGUGGCCACCGAGACGGUGUUCAGUCGGCAGGAGGUGGUUACACAGCUGCAGCAGGAGCUCCAGAAUGAAGAACAGAACACCCAUCCCCGCGGGCGGGUGCAGCUGCUGGGCAAGAGGCAGGCGCUGCAGGAGGCGCUGCAGGGGCUGCAGGUAGCGAUGUGCAGCCAGGCCAAGCUGCAGGCCCAGCAGGAGCUGCUGCAGACCAAGCUGGAGCAGCUAGGCCCCGGCGAGCCCCCGCCUGUGCUGUUCCUGCAGGAUGACCGCCACUCCACAUCAUCCUCGGAGCAGGAGCGAGAAGGGGGAAGGACACCCACGCUGGAGAUCCUUAAGAGCCACAUCUCAGGAAUCUUCCGCCCCAAGUUCUCGCUCCCCCCACCGCUGCAGCUCGUUCCAGAGGUGCAGAAGCCCCUGCAUGAGCAGCUGUGGUACCACGGGGCCAUCCCGCGGGCGGAGGUGGCUGAGCUGCUGACGCACUCUGGGGACUUCUUGGUGCGGGAGAGCCAGGGCAAGCAGGAGUACGUGCUGUCGGUGUUGUGGGACGGCCUGCCCCGGCACUUCAUCAUCCAGUCCUUGGACAACCUGUACCGACUGGAAGGUGAGGGCUUUCCCAGCAUUCCCUUGCUCAUCGACCACCUGUUGAGCACGCAGCAGCCCCUCACCAAGAAGAGUGGUGUCGUCCUGCAUAGGCCCGUGCCCAAGGACAAGUGGGUGCUGAACCAUGAGGACCUGGUGUUGGGCGAGCAGAUUGGACGGGGGAACUUUGGCGAAGUGUUCAGCGGACGCCUGCGAGCUGACAACAGCCUGGUGGCGGUGAAGUCCUGUCGAGAGACUCUCCCACCUGACCUUAAGGCCAAGUUUCUACAGGAAGCGAGGAUCCUGAAGCAGUACAGCCACCCCAACAUCGUGCGUCUCAUUGGCGUCUGCACCCAGAAACAGCCCAUCUACAUUGUCAUGGAGCUUGUGCAGGGAGGUGACUUCCUGACCUUUCUCCGCACGGAGGGGGCCCGCCUGCGGGUGAAGACUCUGCUGCAGAUGGUGGGGGAUGCCGCUGCUGGCAUGGAGUACCUGGAGAGCAAAUGCUGCAUCCACCGGGACCUGGCUGCUCGGAACUGCCUGGUGACAGAGAAGAAUGUCCUGAAGAUCAGUGACUUUGGGAUGUCCCGAGAGGAAGCUGAUGGGGUCUACGCAUCCUCAGGGGGCCUCAGACAAGUCCCCGUGAAAUGGACCGCACCUGAGGCCCUUAACUACGGCCGCUACUCCUCCGAGAGUGACGUGUGGAGCUUUGGCAUCUUGCUCUGGGAGACCUUCAGCCUGGGGGCCUCUCCCUAUCCCAACCUCAGCAAUCAGCAGACGCGGGAGUUCGUGGAGAAGGGGGGCCGACUUCCCUGCCCAGAGUUGUGUCCUGAUGCCGUGUUUAGGCUCAUGGAGCAGUGCUGGGCCUAUGAGCCUGGGCAGCGGCCCAGCUUCAGCACUAUCUACCAGGAGCUGCAGAGCAUCCGAAAGCGGCAUCGGUGAGGCUGGGACCCCCUUCUCCAGCCGGUGGCCUCUGCAGGCCAAGGUGCACCUCCUCAGCGGUUCCAGCUCCCACGCGGACAGCUCUUCAGUCCUGGACUCCUGCCCCCAGCAUCCACACUGCCGGCAGGGUGCAGCUCCGUGUCUUCUUUGUGUCCCUGCUCCCGCCAGGGCUUCCUCUCCCAGGCAGAAGCAAUAAAACCACUUGUGCCCACUGAA